Rotaria sp. Silwood2 is the source of this 1044-nucleotide messenger RNA. Lineage: Eukaryota; Metazoa; Rotifera; Eurotatoria; Philodinida; Philodinidae. The record is from the annotation of a GenBank genome assembly.
AUGUCAAACACCGCUACUGAUUGGCUUGCUACUCAAUUCAAUACUGCUAGUUGGGCUGUUAAUCAAGUAUGUAUACCAAUACUUUUCUUUGUUGGUAUAAUUGGUUGGUUAUUAAAUACAAUAACAUUUUCACGGUCAUCGUUACGUUCAAAUUCUUGCGCUACUUAUUUUCAUGCUAGUUCUUGGGCAAAUUUAUGUGUGUUAUUUUGGUCUCCAUUUAUAUAUGCAGUUGGUAAUUGGUCAGGUUAUCGUUUACAAUCGAGAUCGAUUUUAUUUUGUAAAAUCCGUAUAUAUUUUAUUACAAUGUUUUGCCAUACUAGUGUUGCUUUUCUUCUUCUUGCUUGUUGCGAUCGACUUUUGCUUUGUUCACGAAACGCCAAUCGACGACGUUUAUGUCAUGUUCGAAUAGCUUAUAAAAUGAUUAUUAUAACUGUUAUUAUCUGCACACUUUUACCACUCUAUAUACCUUUGAAAUACAAUCGACUAUCGGCUCUUUCAAAUUUAUGUAUUAUCGAUAUUAAUUUCCUUACUUUUGAUGUUAUUUAUAAAUUAACAGUAUGGGCUAUCAUACCACCUUCAUUAAUGUUGACAUUUGGUAGUUUAACAAUUUACAGUUUAAGACAAAAUGCUUCUCGAGUUGCAAAUAUCCGUGUAAGGAACAGACAACUUACAGCAAUGUUAAUAGGUCAGAUUACUUUAUAUAUCACAACAACAUGGCCUUAUGUUACUGUGAUGAUUUACAAUGUAUUGACACAGAAUAUUCCACCAUCAAGUAAACCAGCCACACGUAUUGCAAUUGAAGCAUUUGCUCUUACAUUUAGCGCAAAUUUUUUUCUUUAUUUAUUUAACUCAAUUUCAUUUCUUGUUUAUACAUUGACAGCACCGAGUUUUCGACGUGAAUUAUUUCUUGCCUUAGUUCCGGCAUCUAUUCGUCAAAAAUUUCACAAUCAAAUAGGAACAACAACAUUACAACAAUCUGAAAAUCCUACUGGAAAAACCCUUUAUAUUCGAACACAUGAAGUGGCUAUUAUUGAAGAAUUGUAA